UGUUGCUAUACCGAGGUGGACUUUUCAAGAAAUAAAAUGAGAAAGUAACACUUUUCGAAAGCCUUUCCUUUGCGUUUUCUGAGUAAAACUGGACCCUGCUUCUUUGAUUUGAUGGUAGAAUGGUUAGUUCCUGGUUUGGCUUGCUUAGAACUUGUAGCCCUAGAAAAAGAUUUUUGAGAGUUUACCUUUAGUGUGAGAAUUAGAAUGGCAUAUGCAGCAGUCCCGAAUGCCAGCCUGUGGGUGAGAUCUGAGCCAUUUACCAGUGGUGUUCUACCGGUGCCUCCACAUCCUAGGCUUAACUUUCAUAAUAUCAACAAGCUUGUUUUGUAUGCUAAAGGAAAGGGAAGACUUGGAUUUCCAAAGCUUAGUUACACCGUAUGGAAGCACAUUGCGUGUAACAAGCUUCAACUCUCAGAGGACCUCGCUUGGAUGUAUUUCACUGCCUGCGAUACAUUGAGUGGUAGGACAGCGGCUGAACAACUUGACUGGUACAGUAAGUACCAUAGUGCCAAAUCACAGUCGGAAAAAGAUCAGCUGAAGAACCAAACAUCUGUUGAACUGUUCAAGUUUGUGCUACUUCUUUAUAUCCAACACCUGAACAAGAUAUCCCUGCGGUCAUCUCUCAUAUCUGGCGAUGAAUGGCCGUUACGAUCGCGAUCACCGUCGCCAGAUAUUGAAGGCAGACCGUCCACACCAACCGGAUCUAAGAAUCUUGAUGAGCACAGCCACUUGCAUUUCGUCUUGCAAAACCUAACCGAGAUGUUAGACCUACUUGUUGAGCCUGACAGCUAUAGCCUUGGUGCAGGUGCUGCGGAGAAGAGUCUGUCCAUGGAGGCUAUGCAAGGUCUCAGCUUCCUUAUUGAAGGCUCACUAGACAAGAACCGUAUUGUUAAACCUCUACAUGACAUUGCCCUACAGCAGCAAAUACAAGCAAAGUGUGGAUACUCCAAGAUCUCUGAGACAUUCAGUGUGAAGAAGUUGCAGUCUUGGUUAAGGUCGUCAUUGGGUACUAACCCAUUUGGUGUGUCGUCGUGUAUCGCAAAUGGGAGGAGAUUAUCUUGGCCUAUUACAGGGGAGGAGAAAGAGGCCACGUCUGGCAGAAAGGGAAAGAUAGCUACCAAUGCACAUUUUGUGACUGAUGAAAGAUUAGCAAGAGCAGGAAAUAAACUUAUCAUAAUGUCGCAAGUGUGCAAGCAAACUGUGGUUAGGAUGUCACCAACAUUAGAACAUUCUUCCGUCAAGAUUCACAGGUGUCAUCAAUCUUUCAUCUAUCUUCUGUCACCAUUGAGGAACGUGUCGAUUGAGAAGUGCCGAAACACGACAGUUGUCCUGGGACCAGUUGAGUGUGCUGUCCAUAUGAAUCACUGUGACCAGGUCACUCUUAUAGCUGUCAGUAACAGGGUCUCUGUAAGUCAUAGCCAACUGUGCACAUUCCAUUUGCUCACCCCAACCCGUCCAUUGAUCUUCAGUGGCAAUGACAGCCUAAUAUUUGCCCCUUACAACACAUUCUAUGGCAGGCUGGAGAAACAUAUGACUGAAGUUGGACUGGCAGAACAACCCAAUGUUUGGGACCAGCCAUUCUGUGUUGGUCCUGAUCACCAUGACAACAUGGCCCUUGCCUGGGAAAUCAUGCAACAAAAAGACUUCUAUAUGUUCACGGUGCCAUUUGAAAUGGAGGGUGACACUAAGAAUGUUCCGGGCGGGGUGCCAAGCAGGUAUCAGAAGUCCAUAAAACUGAAAGAAAAGCAAGUGGAACAAUGGCAGAAGAUGGUAAAGGAAGCUGGUCUUUCUAGAGAUCAUCGUAAACAAUUCCAGGCAUUAGUUGAGAGCAGGUUUCAGGCCUGGCUAUCUGAAAGUGGUCACAAGAGGGAGCUGGAUGGACUUGCUACUGCCUCGACUGGAUCAAAGAAAUAGAAGGCAGUAUGUGGUGGACUUCAUACAUCAUGAUGCUGUUGGAUGACGUGGUUAUCUCAUGGCAGUCACAAGAGGGACUUGGUGGGCAAGCCUACUGCAUCCUUAGUUCAUAGACUUUGUAGGCUGUAUGCAGUGGAACUGAUACAUCAUUCAAAAACAUGCUGGUUCUCAUCAUAUCAAAAGUGCUCAGGAGGCAGUAUGUGGUGGACUUCAUACAUCAUGAUGCUGUUGGAUGACGUGGUUAUCUCAUGGCAGUCACAAGAGGGACUUGGUGGGCAAGCCUACUGCAUCCUUAGUUCAUAGACUUUGUAGGCUGUAUGCAGUGGAACUGAUACAUCAUUCAAAAACAUGCUGGUUCUCAUCAUAUCAAAAGUGCUCAGGAUGAGAGUAUCUAGUCCUGGUGUAGGUUCCUCGGACUUUGUAAUGCUUUUUAAGUUGCGAGGUAUGUGAACAUUUUCAAGCUGGACAUUAAUUCGCACAAAAUCACUGUUUUUAUUUUGUACGAUAUACAAAAUUUCUUUCCAAUAAAAAAACUGGAUUUUUGGGCAAUUUUCACGAUUUAAGGUAAAAUCGCGAAAUCUGGAGAAAUCUAAUGCUGGACGCAAGGGCCCAAAGCGUAGCAGCAAAAAGGCGAAGCUGGCGAAACAUUUAUAACGGGUCACCGUCACUUAUUAUUGGACUUAUAGCGCAUUUACGGGGUUGCAACUAUUUUGCUUUAUAGUGUCACCAGGAAAGAAAAGCAUGCGACCUACACCGAUCUAUUUGCAUAAAGUGAUAAUUGGAAGGUAUAUAGUAGGAAAUAUCAAUAAAAUAAUCAUUCCAUGUCGUCUUUUGAGGGCAUUUUUGAUUGUAAAAAAUAUGUGUGUACGUCACCGGAGUCUCUGCAAUGAUAAUUUUAUCACAGCAGUCUCCCGCAAGUAGAAGUUCUUUACCUAUUAGUUCUUCACUUAUUAGUCUGGCGCAAAGCCAGACGUUUUCCAUUACGAUUUCACUGCGAUGUUUGACCAGAAGGAGCAGUGCGCGAGAUAUGCUAAUGAGCAGACUUCCCUCGCUUGAGUUUCGGAAGAAUGUUCCAUAUCGCGCUAAGCUGACCACUGCUGACCAUGACAGGCGUGCAUUGGACUGGUACAGGUUGGAACUGAACAUUGAAUAUGCUGGUGGUGACGCUUUCUGAUGAGAAGUUGAUCGUGACUGAUGCAGUAUCCUUGGACUUGUCCACAGCAUCGUUCAAUCAUUGCUCUCUGAGCUGCCUUGAUUCUGUACUUACCUAAAUACUGACACCAAAUGCCUGUUGACUGUGCUUUAAGAGAGACUGGCGCCAUGCCUAGUCUCUCUUAAAGCACAGUCAACAGACACCAACCCCCUCAGACUCAGAAACCACAAAUGCCCAACCCUUCCUGCUACCUUAAUACUUCUGGUUUACAGUCAUAGGGCUUAAGUACGUGAAUCUCACUGAAUUCUCAUUGAAAUGACAUUGCAAAAUCUAUUUGAUCUGUCAUUUUAUAUCUCACAUUUGAUGAGGUGACAGAAAUUGCUAGAUUAUCCAACUAUCAUGCCAACUUCUGGUUCUUGUCUUCCCUGUCACUUGUGUCACUUAGACAAUUAUACGAGUUGUUCCCAGGCAUAUCAGCUGGUUGGAUGGGCUUACUUUGUGUGGAUGUGUGGUUCCUAGGCUGUAAUCAUCACAAAGUAAUUUCAUUUCAUAUAAACCGAAUGGAAGACUAAAAUUAAUCAGCAAGUUUUAUUGAAAUUGGGAGGAAGUAAAACAAUUUUGGUAUUAGCACAGGAUUCAGAACUACUACUAUUUGAAUCAUCUUUCCAAAAUUGGGCAUAACACCCUUUCAUUUUUUCAGAGAUGGUACUGAAAGUGAGUCAAUUCUUUCGGUGUGGCUAUAGACAUUAAUGAUAAUAUUGUUUGAAAUGACAAAUGUCAAAACAACGAUUUCAUGAUCUCUGAUUUCAUUCAAACAAUUCCUGCCAUAUUUGAGCUGCUUAAAAAUUAAAUAUGAAUAAAUUAUAUUAAUGAUUGUAGAUUAAUAAAGCUUUUUAUAGAAUUUA
Messenger RNA from Lineus longissimus, 3972 nucleotides. RefSeq names its product TBCC domain-containing protein 1-like. Gene Ontology annotation, cellular component: spindle pole centrosome. Gene Ontology annotation, biological process: maintenance of Golgi location; maintenance of centrosome location. The transcript has 16 exons. The record is from RefSeq and is a predicted model, not a curated record. Bases 205 to 1914 code for a protein of 569 amino acids. NCBI's taxonomy places the organism in Eukaryota, Metazoa, Nemertea, Pilidiophora, Heteronemertea, Lineidae.